This is a messenger RNA of Molossus molossus (Pallas's mastiff bat), 2292 nucleotides long. RefSeq names its product tumor suppressor candidate 3 (gene TUSC3). Lineage: Eukaryota; Metazoa; Chordata; Mammalia; Chiroptera; Molossidae. The transcript is spliced from 10 exons. The coding region runs from base 201 to 1244 and encodes 347 amino acids. The record is from RefSeq and is a predicted model, not a curated record. Gene Ontology annotation, cellular component: oligosaccharyltransferase complex.
GCCUUCCCAGGUCCCCUCCCGCGAACCGGAUGCUCUGUCAGUUCCUCCUCCGCGCUCCCGCGCGUAGUCCCCGCGAAGCCGCAAGCACCCACGAGGGAGGGCGCGGCAGGAGGCUCCGGGCGGCUGGUCUGGCCGGCGCGGCGCGGUAGGAGCUGGGCGCACACGGUUACCGCGCGUGGAGGAGACACUGCCCUGCGGCGAUGGGUGCCAGGGGCGCUCCUUCACGCCGGAGGCAGGCGGGGCGGCGGCUGCGGUACCUGCCCACCGGGAGCUUCCCCUUCCUCCUCCUCCUGCUGCUCCUGUGCAUCCAGCUCGGGGGAGGGCAGAAGAAAAAAGAGAAUCUGUUAGCCGAGAAGGUAGAACAGCUGAUGGAAUGGAGUUCCAGGCGCUCAAUCUUCCGAAUGAAUGGCGACAAAUUCCGCAAAUUCAUAAAGGCACCACCUCGAAACUAUUCUAUGAUUGUUAUGUUCACGGCUCUUCAGCCUCAGCGACAAUGCUCUGUGUGCAGGCAGGCUAAUGAAGAAUUUCAAAUACUGGCUAACUCCUGGCGCUAUUCAUCUGCCUUUUGUAACAAACUCUUCUUCAGCAUGGUGGACUAUGAUGAGGGGACAGACGUUUUUCAACAGCUCAACAUGAACUCUGCUCCUACAUUCAUGCAUUUUCCUCCAAAAGGCAGACCUAAGAGAGCUGAUACUUUUGACCUUCAAAGAAUCGGAUUUGCAGCUGAACAACUAGCAAAGUGGAUUGCUGACAGAACGGAUGUUCAUAUUCGCGUCUUCAGGCCACCCAACUACUCUGGCACCAUCGCUUUGGCCCUCUUAGUGUCACUUGUUGGUGGUUUGCUCUAUUUAAGAAGGAACAACUUGGAGUUCAUCUAUAACAAGACUGGUUGGGCCAUGGUAUCUUUGUGCAUAGUCUUUGCGAUGACUUCUGGCCAGAUGUGGAAUCAUAUCCGUGGACCUCCAUACGCUCACAAGAACCCGCACAAUGGACAAGUGAGCUACAUUCACGGAAGCAGCCAGGCUCAGUUCGUGGCAGAGUCGCACAUUAUUCUGGUACUAAAUGCUGCUAUCACCAUGGGGAUGGUUCUUCUAAAUGAAGCAGCAACAUCCAAAGGAGAUGUUGGAAAAAGACGGAUAAUUUGCCUAGUGGGGUUAGGCCUGGUGGUCUUCUUCUUCAGCUUUCUCCUGUCCAUAUUCCGUUCCAAGUACCACGGCUAUCCUUACAGCUUUUUAAUUAAAUGAAGCCAAGUGGGAUUUCCAUAAAGUGAAAGUGAAGAUAAAGUGUUCCUGACAUACUACUUUGAAUUCUUCAGUUCAUCUCCAUGUUAUUCUAGCUUAUCCUUGUGUAACGUUUUAAAUGUGAGAUCUAGUAAAUUUAAUUUAUAGAAAUGUGUGGUUUAAUUUAAUAUUAGCACUGGAAAGGACACAGGAAACAUUGAUGUGUUGCAAGCAUAUCGUAUUCGGUGCAUGCUACAGGAUUGAAAUAGGUGACAAGGUAUCAUUUCAUGCUUCAGAACUGUUCACUUUUCAGUCAAGAAAACCACAAUGUUAGCAAGAAGGGAAAACUACAAAAUGUGUUAAUAAAUUCCUGCGGCUGUACAGAUAGGGUAUAUGCAUGAAAAUGUCACGUUCUGAAAAAUUAUAUUUAUUGCGGUUUCAGUAUAAAGGACGUAUAUGGUUACACAUGGUGUUGUGUUCUAGUUAAUCGUAGAUAGAGGUGCUUAGGACAGGGAGCUGGACGAAUAGUACACACAACUUGGAUGCCAAACCUGGGAAGGAAGGUUCUUUCCAGAUCACAAGCCUAAAGCAAACGUGACCAAACCAGCACCACAGAACUAGGGAUUCUUUCCUCUCCACCUUUAGAAGUGUCAUCCGGGAGUCCAGACCAGAAGCCACAGGACUGCCCACCAAGGCCAUGUCCCCGUGUUGUAUGGAAGAGGCUGCCCUCAAAACCUCGUUCCCUGAAUUAUCCUAAUAUGAGUGUGUGACUCGGUGAAGCUUUUUUGAAAACCAAAUAUAGGAACCUGACCAUGAUUCUGUUUGCAUAUCCUGUUUCUGUGUAUACAGCACCCUGGUAUAUGUUAUGGUAUUUCUUUCUUCACAACAAUUCUGUAAAUUAGACAGGAAAUGUACAUUUUGUCUGACUUAUAGAAGUACUGAAAGCCAAAAAUUUAAAGUAAAGCUUGUAGCUACGCUUUUAAACUCUCAAACCUGAAUUUUUUAUUUAUGUGAUGCUAUCCAAAGACGGAUUUAGAAACAGUCCAAUAAACUUUUUGUUUUUUUCUCUUUA